UACGACGAGUCGGCCGACGAGGACUUCCACCCGGAACACGUCCCCGACGAUGCCGCAGACUCAUCCGCAGACGACGACGACGACACGGCACGCGCGCCCGGCGCGCGGAAACGCAAAGCGCCCGUCGACGACGCGCUGGACUCGGGCGAUGAAGCCACCAUCCACGCCGCGCGCAAGAAGAGCAGGCAGCGGGCGCUGUCCGACGCCGACGACGCCGACGCGGGCGGCCUGGUCAAGACGCGGGCGCGGCGCGCAGUCGAGACGACGGAGAAGAAGCAACUCGCCAGCACCGCGGGCGCGACCGUCGACGUCGACGCGCUGUGGGCGCACAUGACGCGCGCGCCGCUGCGUCCCGUCGAGCCCACACCCAGCCCGCGGCCGUCGGCGGCCUCGCGCGCGCCCGUCGCCCCGCAGUUGACAAGCGACGCGCCUGCGGACGAAGAGCGCGUCGCACUCACCAGGACGUUUGUCUUCGCCGGCCACACCACGACCGAGGAGAAGCAGGUCCCGCGCUCAGCCCUCGGGUCUUACACCGCAGCCGGCUGGACCACCACCACCACCACCACCACCACUACUACUACUACUACUGCUGCCGCCGCCGCCGCCCUACCCCCGGACGCUGCAGAGCCGACGCCCGCAAGCGGCGCAGACGGCAACGUCCGCCGCCCUCUCAGGCGACCGAGCCGCUUCGACCCGAACCCGACGGGCUACGUCCGCGCCCUGGCACCCGAGCACCAGCUCUCCUGGCCGCGCAAGAACGCCCCGGCUCUCGCGCCGCCCGCAGACACGCCCGGCUCCGGCGCGAAGCAGGCCAAGGCGACCAAGCUCAACGUCGUGGACAAGUCGCGCAUGGACUGGACGGGCUUCGUGGACCAGGCGGGCAUCGCGGGCGAGCUGCACGAGCACGGCAAGAGCAAGGACAACUACAUGGGCCGGCGCCAGUUUCUGGCCGGCGUGGAAGCGCGGCGCGACGAGGAGGGGCGGAAGGGUAGGGUUGCG
This is a messenger RNA of Didymella exigua CBS 183.55, 999 nucleotides long. RefSeq names its product BCNT-domain-containing protein. The transcript has a single exon. NCBI's taxonomy places the organism in Eukaryota, Fungi, Ascomycota, Dothideomycetes, Pleosporales, Didymellaceae. The annotation marks the transcript as partial. The record is from RefSeq and is a predicted model, not a curated record.